Phodopus roborovskii (desert hamster) is the source of this 1075-nucleotide messenger RNA. It is a transcript of the gene Hoxa9, whose product is annotated as homeobox A9. The coding region runs from base 219 to 1031 and encodes 270 amino acids. Lineage: Eukaryota; Metazoa; Chordata; Mammalia; Rodentia; Cricetidae. The record is from RefSeq and is a predicted model, not a curated record. Gene Ontology annotation, cellular component: nucleus. The transcript is spliced from 2 exons. Gene Ontology annotation, molecular function: DNA-binding transcription factor activity, RNA polymerase II-specific; RNA polymerase II cis-regulatory region sequence-specific DNA binding. Gene Ontology annotation, biological process: anterior/posterior pattern specification; DNA-templated transcription; regulation of transcription by RNA polymerase II.
AAAACACCGGGCCAUUAAUAGCGUGCGGAGUGAUUUACGCGUUAUUGUUCUGCCGGGCGGACACGUGACGCGCGUGGCCAAUGGGGGCGCAGGCGCCGGCAACUUAUUAGGUGACUGUACUUCACCCCCCCCCUUGGUGCCACCAAGUUGUUACAUGAAAUCUGCAGUUUCAUAAUUUCGGCGGGUCGGGUUGGGCCGGCCAGGCGCGGGCUACUGCGAUGGCCACCACCGGGGCCCUGGGCAACUACUACGUGGACUCCUUCCUGCUGGGCGCCGACGCUGCUGACGAGCUGGGCGCUGGACGCUAUGCGCCAGGGACCCUGGGCCAACCCCCAAGGCAGGCGGCAGCGCUGGCCGAACACCCCGACUUUAGCCCUUGCAGCUUCCAGUCCAAGACGGCCGUGUUCGGUGCCUCGUGGAACCCGGUGCACGCGGCGGGCGCCAGUGCGGUGCCUGCGGCAGUGUACCACCACCACCACCCCUACGUGCACCCCCAGGCGCCCGUGGCCGCGGCAGCGCCGGACGGCAGGUACAUGCGCUCCUGGCUGGAGCCCACGCCCGGUGCGCUCUCCUUCGCGGGCUUGCCCUCCAGCCGGCCUUAUGGCAUUAAACCUGAACCGCUGUCGGCCAGAAGGGGUGACUGUCCCACGCUUGACACUCACACUUUGUCCCUGACUGACUAUGCUUGUGGUUCUCCUCCAGUUGAUAGAGAAAAACAACCCAGCGAAGGCGCCUUCUCCGAAAACAAUCCCGAGAAUGAGAGCGGCGGAGACAAGCCCCCCAUCGAUCCCAAUAACCCGGCUGCCAACUGGCUUCAUGCUCGCUCCACACGGAAGAAACGCUGCCCCUAUACAAAACAUCAGACGCUGGAACUGGAGAAAGAGUUUCUGUUUAACAUGUACCUCACACGGGACCGCAGGUACGAGGUGGCUCGGCUGCUCAACCUCACCGAGAGGCAGGUCAAGAUCUGGUUCCAGAACCGCAGGAUGAAAAUGAAGAAAAUCAACAAGGACCGAGCAAAAGACGAAUGAGCCUGUCAGGGCUCAUUUAGAAAAGAGCAAGCUAGAAAGAAAAG